Closterium sp. Naga37s-1 is the source of this 3258-nucleotide messenger RNA. Lineage: Eukaryota; Viridiplantae; Streptophyta; Zygnematophyceae; Desmidiales; Closteriaceae. The record is from the annotation of a GenBank genome assembly.
AUGGCGGCUCCGUUUCAUAGAUCCUACUCCGACGAGAAUCGCAUCGUCUCGCCGACCACUGCACCGCUGACACGUGGAGCAUCAGUAGGAGGAGCAGUCGGAGGAGCAGGAGCAUCGGUCCCUGCAGGCGCCGUUGCACCAGUGCGUGUAGCUCACGGUCCUGUCUAUCCCACUCCGGGUGGGUAUGCUACUCACGGGGAUGGGAACUCUGGGGGCUCGCGGGGGUCCCUGGGGAGCGGAGGUGGCAGCGCCAGGGCGCUUUCGAGAUCCAGCAGCGGGGCAGUUAAUAACGCGGAUGGAAUGGGUAAUACUAACGGAGAUGGGGGGAGCGGGAGGAGGCUAAGGCGCGUGGAAAGCGGGGAGGGGAGCGGGAAGCAGCACUGGUCCGGUACGAGCAGCAGCGCCCUGUCUGCUUAUAACGAAACGCCUCGUGCCUGGGGGAGCCACGUGUCCGGCGCUGGUGACAAUAGCGGGGGCGCGAUUCUCGAGCUAGGUGACUAUAACGACCAGGUCCCCCCAUCUCCGUUCCCAGACCCUAUAAAGGAAGAGGAAGCUUCCGUGGAAGGCAGGAAUGUUCCAAUGCCGGAUGUGACUCUAGAGGAGGAGCUUUCAGAGUCUCUAAUGCCGCUCAAGUGGGUGUUCUUCCCAGAAGCAGACCCCGUUCAGCAGUUUCGCGGAAAGCCGUGGCGGGAGAAGAUCUGGGUGUUUCUCAAGGGCGUGUUCCCAAUCCUCGCGUGGCUGCCUGAGUACGACUGGCGGUACUACCUCCUGGGUGACAUUAUCGGGGGCGUGUCAAUCGCCAUCAUGUCUGUUCCCCAGGACGUUUCAUACGCUAAGUACGCCAACCUCCCUGCCGAGUUCGCUCUCCGCACCAGUUUCAUCCCGCCGCUCCUCUACGCCAUACAGGGCUCCUCCAAGCACCUCGUCAUAGCGCCCGUCUCAGUGGUCUCUCAGCUGCUCGGCACGUCCCUCAGUGCAAUAGUCGACCCCAUCACCGACCCGGCGCUCUACACCAGCCUUGCAGUCACCGCCACCUUCUUCUGCGGCCUCUUCCAACUCAUCAUGGGGCUCUGCCGGUUCGGCUUCCUGGUGGAUUUCCUGAACCAGCCGACCAUCGUGGGGUUCCUAUCGGGGUGCUCUCUCACCAUCGCCAUCCAGCAGCUGAAGCUCAUCCUGGGGUACAAGGACUUCACGCUCAGCACCAGCAUCGUCAACAUUAUUGCCGCCAUCGUGCAGUACAGCUACCAGUUCCAAUGGAAGGCGUUCGUCAUGGGCACGGCCUUCUUCCUCUACCUCUCCACCGUGCGCCUGCUGGUGUAUCUGAAGCCCAAGAACAAAGCCUUCUACUACCUCAACGCGCUCGGCCCGCUCACAUCCAUCGUCGUCUCAACCAUCAUUGUGGCCGUUGCCGGGCUGGCAGACAAGGGUAUUCCCACGAUAGGAAAGAUAUCCACAGGGCUGCACGGGGCCUCCUCCAUCUCCUACCUCAACUUCUCAAAAGACAACGUCGCUGAUGUGGCCACUGUGGGCUUCAUCGCCUGCCUUGUCUCCCUCGCAGAGUCAGUGGGAAUUGCCCGUACUUUCGCCAGCCUGUAUGGUUACCACCUCGAUGGUAACAAGGAGUUUGCUUACCCCACAUUCCCCACCCCACCCCCCCUCCCUUCCUCUCACUCCCCCUUCCUUGCGUUUCAGAUGGUGGCGUUUGGUUCAAUGAACCUGGUCGGCUCCUUCACCUCCUGCUACGUGGCAGCAGGUGAGGCAGAACAGAUCCUUCUCCCGCCCUGCAGUCAACAUGCUAGCGGGCGCCAAGAGAGCGCUCAUUCAAGUGACCUACUAUGCAUCCCUCUCUUCCACCCCUUUCGCUUAUCCAACCAGGCUCUUUCUCCUUCGUCCCCCCCUCUUCCCCCUCUUUCCCCUCUUCCCCUUCUUUCCCCCCUUCCCCCUCUUUCCCCUCUUCCCCCUCUUUUCUUCCCUCGACCAGGCUCCUUCUCCCGUACGGCAGUCAACAUGUUAGCAGGCGCGAAGACAGCGCUGACGCAAGUCAUCAUGGCGCUGCUCAUUCUGCUCGUGCUUCUCGUCGCUGCCCCACUCUUCAAAAACGUCCCCAAUGUGCGUGAUAUGACAAGGACGCUCCUUUCUUCCCUGGUCUUGCAUGAACAAACGGCCUUGAUUGUGCUUGUGCCCCUCAUGCUGCUUGUGUUGCUGGUCGCUGCCACGCUUAGCAACAGCGUUCCCAAUGUGGGUCAUGUGCUCUACAAUGCUGCUCAUGCUGCUCAUGCUGCUUGUCACAGCCCCGCUUUUCAACAACGUCCCAAAUGUGCGCCAUAUGACAAGAAUGCUCCUUGCCUCCCUGUGCUGCUCAUGCUGCCCGUACGUGGGGCUUCCUCGCCAUCCUCUUCGCUCAUUCUUUCCACUUCUCCCUCCUCUCCCCUUUCCCUCCCCACCUCCUUCCCCUCUUCCCAGCUCGACUUCCAUGCAGCGUGGGCCCUGUGGAGGGUAGACAAGAUGGAUUUCCUGGUCAUGACGGGCUGCUUCCUCGCCAUCCUCUUCGCUCAUUCUCUCCGAUACUCCCUGCUCCCCCCGUCCUCCCACCUUCAACAGCUCGACUUCCAUGCAGCGUGGGCCCUGUGGAGGGUAGACAAGAUGGAUUUCCUGGUCAUGUCGGGCUGCUUCCUCGCCAUCCUCUUCGGUUCCCCCGAGAUCGGCCUUCUGGUCGCCAUCCUUCUCUCCAUCAUCAAAAUCCUCCUCCGCUCCCUCCGCCCGCACAUCCGCCUGCUCGGACUCCUCCCCAACGGCGCCGCUACAGCCGUGAGCGUGCUGCAGUUCCCCAACAGCGCGCUGUGCGAGGGGAUUGUGAUGCUGAGGGUGGAGAGCCCGUUGUACUUCCCCGGAGCUAACUUUGUGCGGCAGCGGGUGAAGAAGCUGUGUGAUGCUUAUGCGAGGGGUUACCAGCAGCCAGUGAAGCACUGUGUGUUGGACCUAUCAGUCAUGCAUGACAUUGACGUCACGGCCAUCGAAGCCAUGAGAGAUCUGCACCGCGACCUCACACAGAUGGGCAUUCAGCUGUGUCUGGCGAGUGCCAACAGGGACGUCCUUCGAAAGAUGUUUGACGCGCAGCUGUUAGCAGAGAUAGGCGAGCAGUGGCUCUUCGUCACUCCUGCCGAUGCCGUCAAGCUGUGCCGUGCCGUGGCUCUCUCCCAGCCGGCUGCGAAGGAGACAGAGGAGCUGUUGAACACUGUGCCGUCAUUUGAUAUCUAG